Molecule: messenger RNA, 921 nt
Organism: Hibiscus syriacus
Lineage: Eukaryota; Viridiplantae; Streptophyta; Magnoliopsida; Malvales; Malvaceae
Product: transmembrane emp24 domain-containing protein p24delta5-like
Exons: 4
Coding region: 120-779 (219 amino acids)
Biological process (GO): Golgi organization; intracellular protein transport; endoplasmic reticulum to Golgi vesicle-mediated transport
Cellular component (GO): endoplasmic reticulum; COPII-coated ER to Golgi transport vesicle; Golgi apparatus
Source: RefSeq, a predicted model, not a curated record
CCAAGAAAUAUACUGAAUUGCAAAAAAGGGGGUUGGGGGUUGAAACCAGAGAAAAGAAAAGCAGAAAGAGAAGCAAAACGAGACCCUUUAUUUUGGUUUUGGGUGCUUGUGGCAAAGGCAUGUUUUUUGGUGGUCGUGCAGUGUGUUUUUUGCCAAUAAUAUUGGUACUAUGUUUAACGAGGAACAAUUGUAUGUUGCCGGUUGCUGAAGCUAUAUGGUUAACGAUUCCAAGUUCAGGAACCAAGUGUAUUUCUGAGGAGAUCCAAAGCAACGUUGUUGUUUUAGCUGAUUACUAUGUCAUCGAUGAAAACAACCCCGAUCGUAUACCCACCGUCUCUGCUCGGGUAACAUCUCCUUUUGGGAACAAUCUUCACCACAAUGAAAAUGCAACUCACGGUCAGUUUGCAUUUACGACCAGUGAGUCAGGCAAUUAUCUAGCUUGUUUCUGGAAGGAUGGCAGCCAUAAACAAGAUUCUGAACUAACUUUAGGCAUUGACUGGAAAACUGGAAUUGCUGCCAAAGAUUGGGAGUCCGUUGCGAAGAAAGAGAAAAUAGAGGGUGUUGAACUUGUUCUCAGGAGACUUCAAGGAACAGUGGAAGCUAUUCGUGGUAAUCUAAUCUACCUCAAAGAUAGAGAAGCAGAUAUGAGAGAAGUAAGUGAAAUUACAAAUGCAAGAGUGGCAUGGUUCAGUAUCAUGUCCCUUGGGGUCUGCAUCACGGUUUCGGUUUUGCAGAUAUGGUACUUGAAGCGCUACUUUGUAAAGAAGAAGCUCAUCUAGAUUAUAUGCACAAAUAGUUUUGUGAAACAAAAGUUAAACCGUCCUGAAAAAAUGAAAGGAAUUCACUAAUUUCUUGCUGUUCCAUAGAGACUGACUAUCAUUUCCUGCUGAUUUGAGAAUGAAGAUGUGGUUUGUUGUUCAA